UCCUCGUCACUAUAUAUAGGGUGUCCAUGCAUGUUGGGCACAAGUUUUCGCUUUCCUCUAGUAGUUAAAGACAAGAGAUCUCUUCACGUGUAGAUUGUCACUCUCACCUGCGAUUGUCAGUCACAGCUGAGUGCGCUGCCCGACCGACACGACUCUUUAUUCCCAUUGGCGGAUCGUAGCGUUGCGCGUUAUCGGUGUCCUAUUGGAGAGAAACGCUAUCGAGUCAGAAGCGCAACUCGGAUCUAAAGUUGCGAAGUUCGCAGACCGCGCGUGCUUGGAUAUAAACGCGUACACAUAAAGUGACAGAAUAAACCGUGCGCACUUAGCCCGUAACCGAGGCCGACUGAAGCACGGUGCUGUGCAGAGCCACUAGAGGGUCAUGUCUGAUAACAGCACCGGCAGUACCGGCUCCUCCAGUAACAGCUGGACUCUGCUGUCUCCGGAGGAGGCUGCUGCUGACCCUGCUGCACCAGUGGAUGAUGGGACAGAAAGUCUUGGAGAUGCUCCCUCUCUUUCUGAAGAAUUAGCAGGGAGUCCUUUGGAGGUGAGGUCACACGACCCUGAAACUUCAGUGGUGGAGACCAUCAUGUCAGAGGAGGGUCACCAGGUCAGUGCAUCACCAACGAUUUGCCAGGAAACAUCUCCAGAAUGCUUUGAAGAAAUGGGAGCCUCUGGCCAUGCUCCCGUCGAACUUGAUCCAGAGAUCCACGCUCCUGUCAUCCACGACACCAUCACCAGUUCUCCUCCUGACAGUGACCUUUUGGGCGCCGUCCCAUUUAGCAUCAGUACAGAAUCAGCCUUUCAAUAUUCAGAGGAGUCGGCCCUUGACGAACCCACCGAGGAGGACAUUACUGAUGUCUUUACAGGCCAGCAUGCUCCUGUUCAAGAAAGCCCCAUUCCUGAACUAGAGCCCAAAAUCACCUCCACCCCUGAACCGUUUAGAGAAAUAAGCCCCGCCUCUGCAGUCCCUGUGGUUGAUAUUCAUGCUGAUGUACAUCCUGUCCCUAAAACUCCGCCUCUAGCUUCGCCCGAUGAGGCUGAUACAGGUUUUGGUUCUACAGCAGAAAGCCCCGCCCCUUACAGCCCUUAUCCAGAAACCAUUGGAUCGAUUGAAACUGAGGAAGAGGAGCCUACCAUUGAGAAAGAGGAAAGAGAGCUGCCAGAGAAAAUACCAGAUGUGGUCAGAGAACCAGAAUCCCUUAGUGCUGAACUACCAGCGGGCGGUUCAGGAGAGGGUGAUGGUCUACGGCUCCGACAUGUGCAGCCAACCAUAGUGCUGAGGCGAAGCUCUGACGACGAGGAUGAGGAAGAGGAGGAGUUUAAUCUGCCAGAGAAGAAGGAGGAGAAACGAAGUUUCUCUUUAAAUCAGCUAAUAGUCGGAGCACUGGUGCUGCUCUGUGUCGGCUCUUUCUUCCUCUCAGGUUCUGUGGAUGACCAGUCUGUUGAUGAUUUUGACGGUACCGAACUAAGUGAUCAGGAGCUUCUUGAUAAACUUGCCCAAGAGAAUAAACAAAUUAACGUGCUGGAGGCCCAGAUAGAGUCACAGAAAGAAGAAUUGGACAGAGCUAUAAAAAUGGCCGUAGAUAAGCACAGUACUGAGAAAGGUGCACUUGAGAACGAGAACGUUGAAUUAAAGGGCCAGCUUUCUGAACUUCCUGGUUUAAAAGAAGAACUGCAGAUGCUGAGAGCUCGAGUCGCCGAACUUACCCAGCUUACAGUUAAAGAAGAUCUCCAACAACAUGUCGCCACCUCUGACCCAAUUUCCACCGGCGAAUCCGAUCCAGCAGAACCUGAGAAACUCUUGGAUAAGAAAGAAGAACUCAAGAGGCAGAAAGGUCUGUUGGAGGAAAGCAGGAAGAGGCUGGAGGGGAUGAAGAAACACAGCGGGAGCAAACAUGAUGUGAGGGAGAGCCUGGUGGAGAUGCAGAAGAGACUCUCCAAACAGGUGGACCAGCUGGGUAAGAGAGAAGACUGGAAGAGGAAACACCACGAACACAAAGGAGAAAAGAAGGAAUGGGAUAAAAAGAAAGAACAAGAUCACCGGAAGAAGGAUGAGAUGGAGAGAGGUAAGGAACGGAAGCAUGGGAAGAACAAACGCCACGGUGAUGACAAACACAAAGACCAUCUCAAGAAGUACAAAGAAGAGUGGGACCACAAGAAGAACGAGAGACGGUUGGAAAGAGAGAUGAGACAGAAGGAUAAACCUUGGCAGGCCAAACAGUCUAAACAUCAUCAUCAUCAUCAUCAUCAUGAUCAAGCAGACUUCUGGAAACACCAAGAAGAAAAACUCAGAAGGAACCAGCAUCCCAUUAAGAACUGCCAUGGCACGGACAACUGUGCCGACGCAGAGGGCGUUGUUCCCGUCCACAUUGUCGAGUUUCAGGACCUUCUCGAUGUCUACCUAAGCAAACUGGAAGGAGUUACCGAAGAAAACAAGAAAGCUCUCCAUCGCCUCACUUCUCAGUUCUUCACCGGUGGCGUUUUCAUCCACGACAAAAUGCUAUUCAGCGAGUUCGCCGAGGAUGUGGCAGACAUCUUGGAAGACUUGGCGGACGAUCUGGAAGAUGGGCCAAAUGGGCACCACAGUGAUUCGCUGGAGGAACAGAUGGAAGAAUUCGAGAAGGACGCACUGUUGAAGUUUGCAAUCGUGGCAGCAUAAUGCUAACGCAUAAACUCUUUGGGUUGAAUGGGAAAAUAGUGAAGGAGAACUAGAAAACAUGAUGGUACUAGAAAAAACGAUCUAGCCAUUACUAUACCCGGGCUCUGUAGACUAGAUGUAGUUGUUUGUAAGGAGUCUUUCUUCAUGGAGUUUUGUCAUUUUUAGUGGCGUCCCUCCUGUAAGUUGGGUGUUUUGCUGUAAGCUACCUCUUUCCUGUUCUUCAACGCCACAUCUUCGGUUCUUGCUUGCUGUGUAAAAUGUCAGUCACCUUAAGCAUUGUUGGAACAUGAGUGAAAUGACACAUAUACAGGUGGAUCAAUCACUUAUUAUUAGAUAUGGAGUUUGAACAAGGUUAAUACUAAUACUGGGUGAGUGCAAUAAGACUGCUCCUUAAAAAUUCAACUUAAAAGUUUUUUUAUAUUUUCAGUACAUUUAUUGUUUUAAAUAAGUUUGCUUGUACCUGCCCCGCGAUUUGCUUAGUAAGCUGGUGUCAAACCGGUUUCUUGUAUGCGCCUCUGAGGUUUUAGAGGUCAUUGUGAGCUUUCUACCCCAACUCACAAACACUCUUAAUGUAAAUGAUCAUUUAUUUGAGUUUAUAAUUAUUUUCAAAUAGAAGUUGGAUGUUUGCUUAUGUGCCUUUGUUAGUGAACACUAUGAAUGCUGGUAGUAGUGAAAUAAAUGGUCAGCUCUUGUUUCAACACUAACGCCACACUGAAUGAAAGUGGAAAAAUCAUUUUUUAUUUGCACUGUGCUCAUGUGAACAUUUCUUUCUUUCCUCUGCGCCUCUUUAAAAAUCAGGCAUUGUAAGGAAUCAAUUAGAUUUGAUUAUAGAUGUGCGUUUUGUUGCAGGUUUUGGAAUGAGUACCAUUCGAAUUUUGGCUUUUUCUUGUCUGGUUUGUAAAUACGAAGAACAAUGUUAUUUAAUGGAACUCAUAAUUUAAAGUAAAACAAUCAUAUGGCACAAUGUCCUUUGAUAUUUAAUUUGAA
Messenger RNA from Misgurnus anguillicaudatus (oriental weatherfish), 3646 nucleotides. It is a transcript of the gene pbxip1a, whose product is annotated as pre-B-cell leukemia homeobox interacting protein 1a. Gene Ontology annotation, cellular component: membrane. The record is from RefSeq and is a predicted model, not a curated record. Lineage: Eukaryota; Metazoa; Chordata; Actinopteri; Cypriniformes; Cobitidae.